UUCCCAGCGAGAUUUUAGCAGGGCCAAAACAGACAGCCACGCAACGCCAAACCACGAUAAUUCAACCCUUUCGAAUAUAGUAUCCACGACUGGGUGGCUUAGCAACGUAGACGUUAGAAAGCGAUCAGGAGGCGCCUACGAUGUCCAAGGACCAAAGCGCAGCGCAUCAGAGCGAAACUCUGCAAGACGAUGACGAACCGGAUGAGUGGGACAAGAGGAUCUUCAGCACAGGAUGCGCAGAUGAAAAUGCGAAACUGACCGACUGCUACUAUGAGAAGAAGGACUGGCGAGUGUGCAAGAAGGAGAUGGAGAUCUUCAGGGCGUGCUGGAAGAAGCAUCAUAACAACGAACGGACGAUGACCAAAGACGCAUAGCUUGGCCCGAAGUUGAGUUGUGACAUCGGGUACGCGACGAUGGCAGAGGCGGGGAGGGGGACGACGGA
Molecule: messenger RNA, 442 nt
Organism: Durotheca rogersii
Lineage: Eukaryota; Fungi; Ascomycota; Sordariomycetes; Xylariales; Xylariaceae
Exons: 4
Coding region: 141-374 (77 amino acids)
Biological process (GO): mitochondrial respiratory chain complex IV assembly
Cellular component (GO): mitochondrial intermembrane space
Source: RefSeq, a predicted model, not a curated record